GUGACGUCUGCCCCUACACAAUGUCUACAGUAACCCAAGGGGCAUCGUCAAAAGAAGACUGAAAUGUUUGAGUACAUGACGGUCAUGGGCCAGAGUUUACCCACGGCGCAAGUCUCACCGUCCAGAGACAAAGUGUUUACAAUCGUCAGCUGGGUCCACCUGUCCAGCAUGUACGAGCGUUCGGCCUUGAACUUCUCUCUGGAUUUCUACCCAGGCGCCGCUGUGUUCUCCAUUGACACCGUCAACAUCUACCUGUGGCCGGCGCCAGUGGAUAACAAUCGAAUUUUCAGGAUGUGGUACCACUUUGUGCUGAUGUACCAAAACGAGACGGUCAGCAUGUACGUGGACGGCAAGUUGACCAGCCAGAAGACAGGGGUCAAGGUCGUGGAGUUGUGGAAGAACCACACCCGUCUGGGGUUCACCGUCGAUGGGAACGGAUUGACUUUCAUCUCCAACAAUAUCUUACUCAGCGGCUUACAGAUGACUCAGGGAAUUUUGACGCCAGCGGAAGUGGUCGAGUUCUCAAGGUCAUGCUUCAAACAGGUCAAGGACAGCAUGCUGAAGACGGUCCAGGUUGACCUGGCUAAUGUCUGGCCCACCACGUGCGACGAUGUGGACAACUGUGCUGGACUGCCGUGUGGUGACCACGGUGUGUGUUUUGAUGACGUGCGUGGCUACAGGUGCGUGUGUGAUGACCUGUGGUCAGGUGACCGGUGCCAGAAUCCCAGGCAGUUCUGUCUGAACAACGCCUGCGUCAACGGUUCUACCUGUGUUAGCCUGCUGGAGCAGCAGACAUACAGGUGUGACUGUCAGACAGGUUAUACAGGUCGCCUGUGUGACAGGGUAAUAGCUGAUGGGAACUGGGCAGCUUGGAGCCACUGGUCAAACUGUACAUCUUGUGGGGUGGGGCAGAGGAAGAGAGUUCGGACAUGCACUGACCCUGCCCCUGACCCCGGAGGUCAGGAUUGUCUAGGGGUGAAGGUCGAAACUCAGUUUUGCGUUGGUAGUCGUUGUCCAGUGGACGGCAGGUUCGGUGGUUGGUCCGAGUGGUCCCAGUGUAGCGCCUCGUGUGGUGGGGGUCUGAUGACCAGACUGAGGCUGUGUGACAGUCCUCAUGCUGGGUACGGGGGAGCUGAGUGUGACCCGAGCCAGGCCAGGUCAACCAUGAAGUGUAACACGGUCACAUGUCCAGAAUGCCCAAGUUUGGUGUCACGACCCGCCCAGCUUGCCAUAAACUGCUCACAACAUGACGGAGAACAAAUCUGUUCGGUUGUCUGCCCGCCUGGAAUGAUCGUCUUACCCCAUUUGGCCAACAUUUUCCAAUGUGGCAAGUCUACAAACUUCACUUGGUCCCACGUGACUUCACAGAAUCCAAAGGGUUUGUUGCCAGAGUGCACAAAUGUGAAACUGCCGAAGUCCUUGAGCAUUGAGCUGACAUUCCAGUGCGACAAGUUGCCAGAGAAUUCCAGCUCCCUGCCGGAGCUAAAGAACUUUCUGGAAGAGAGGCUGGGAUCUCAUCUUCGUUGCCAGGAGAGUUCUGGUUGUCUCGUCAACGUCAGUUUGGUGGAGCUGUCCAACGAGACGUGCGAAAAUGUGACGUCACAAGAUGAAAACCUAUUUGAUUGCCAAAGACCUGGACGUCUUGUCAUCCAUUACAAAGGUGUCCAGAAUCAGUGGCAGGGUGUGUACCUGGCGAACCUCUCAGACUACGACAGAAAAACACAAAUGGGCCAAGCCAAAAUCCUGGACGCAAUGAUAUCCGCUGUAACACAGAGCAGUGAAGAGCUCACUGGGAUUGAAAACCUUGACCUUGGUGCCAUUAACAGUUCUGUGGUCGUGGUCUCAGAGUGUCAGAUCGGUUCUGCCCUGAUGAAAGGACUUUGUGCCGACUGUCCACCAGGCACCUACACCACCAACACUGGCAGAUGUUCACCUUGUGAGCCUGGGUUCUAUCAGGAUCUCCCCAAGAUGGACGCCUGCACGCCUUGUCCCAGCUGUAAAACAACAGCAGGCUACGGCUCGUACCUGGCCAUGCACUGUGACCUUGACCUUGAUCCCUGCGUGACUAAAACAGACAACAAAUCCAACAACCAAAAUUCGUUAGAUGACAAGGCAUUGAUCAUAGGUUUGGUUAUCGGGGGAGUCGGGCUGAUUGUUUUCAUUAUCUUGCUCUUCGCCUGUGUCCUUCACUGGAGACGGCAGAAGUCUCAGGAGCCUCACCCAUACAACGUCCCUGAUGAUAUUUAUGAGGUCAGUGACCCCUACGCCCAGCCGACCCCGGAAAACGUCUAUGACGUCAUUCCAGACCACACCCAACCCCUGGACCAGCAGCUGUACAUCGACGUUAUCGACGGGACGAUAACCGAUACUGGCACUGUAUUCGAUACCUACCGCACAGCAAGUGGUGUUGACGAUGUAAUACUCGAUUCCGCCGGGAAGGUAUCGAUGGGAGACUCUGAAGCUUUAACAAAGAAGCGAGUACAAGAGUUCUGGCAUCAAUUAUCAGACCAGUUCCCGCCUGAAGAAUCAGACACGCCCACACUACCAACUCGGCAUAAACCAGUGUUUAGCUUUAGCACGAAACAAAAUCGAGGUAUGGAAGAAAUGCUGGAACUACAAAUUAUACCAGGUGGUGGCUGUAAAGACACGCCAGAUUCUAGGUAUGCAGGGUAUGGUGGUGUGGGGGGAGGUAGCAUUCAUGUGUGAAUGUAAAGACACGCCAGAUUCUAGGUAUGCAGGGUAUGGUGGUGUGUGGGGAGGUAGCUUUCAUGUCUGAAAGUAAAGACUCAGCAGGUUCUAGGUAUGCAGGGUAUGAUGGUGUGGGGAGAGGUAGCAUUCAUGGUUAAAUGAUCUGCAAGCGAUGUGGAAGUGGCAUUAAUUUUCUGGGGUAUAUACUAGUGAAUGAGAGUCGGAGUUAAUGUCUCAAUAUACAGGAGAUGGGGGAGGUUGCGGUAAUUUCUAGAAGAUCUAUAGAUGAUUGGAAGGUGGCUUUAAUGUCUCGUCCUACGGGUGAUGGGAAGGGGAUUUUAAUAUCUGGAUUAUCUAUAUGUGAUUGGGAGGUGGCAUUAAUGGUUUGAACGACAGAAUAUUGGGAGUUGGGUUUAAUACUAGAGUAUUUACAGUUGAUGGGGAAAUGACGCUGUUUUUUUUAAGAACCUUCAAGUGAUGGCGUACCGUGGGGAUAUAACUUACAUUUGUGAUCUAGACACGAUGGGGUGGUGGCAUGACUUUUAGUAGAGACAAUGAGAA
Molecule: messenger RNA, 3249 nt
Organism: Physella acuta
Lineage: Eukaryota; Metazoa; Mollusca; Gastropoda; Physidae
Product: neurogenic locus notch homolog protein 1
Molecular function (GO): calcium ion binding
Source: RefSeq, a predicted model, not a curated record